AUGGAGGACGGUCAUGCUGUUGAGUGCUCUGUAAACGAUGACCUUCUAGCUUCUUCUUCAAAGCUUCCCACAUCACAAAUUCCCCUCUCAAUUGAGAAGGGACGUAGUGGGAUUAAAAUUAAAUGGCUCAGCGAUCUGCCUGAACUAAAAUUGUUCUUAGAAUGCCAACUUAAGUUAUCAGGCGAGUGUUCGUUUACAAAGAAUAACGGCGGCUUUCAUGUGUUGAAAUGUGAUACGGUCACGAUUUCAUUCUACCAGACUACGAAGACAGUAAACGUACAAGGUGCAAUGAAGGAUGUAGUGAAGAAAAAUAUUCUAAGCUAUGCUACUUUAUCUGAAGAUUCUAGUGCCGAAACAACUGCGCUAGCCAACCAUGUAAAUUAUGGCAACUUCGAAGACGAAGUCGAAAGCGAAGCAUGUGAUGCUGCUGGUAAACAGACCCAAGACAAAGAUUUGGAGUCAAAUAUAGAUGCAUACGAAGACACUUAUCUCAACGACAGUGCUCCGAGCGAAUUUGAGAAACCACAGUUCUGUCCUGGUUGUAAAAAAAAAUUCGAUUUACAUAAAUUCGCUCGCGACUCG
Molecule: messenger RNA, 582 nt
Organism: Paramuricea clavata
Lineage: Eukaryota; Metazoa; Cnidaria; Anthozoa; Malacalcyonacea; Plexauridae
Source: the annotation of a GenBank genome assembly